Molecule: messenger RNA, 2691 nt
Organism: Eremomyces bilateralis CBS 781.70
Lineage: Eukaryota; Fungi; Ascomycota; Dothideomycetes; Eremomycetales; Eremomycetaceae
Exons: 2
Coding region: 1-2691 (896 amino acids)
Source: RefSeq, a predicted model, not a curated record
AUGCGUCCUCGCCGCGUCCCUUCCUCCUCCCCCCUUCGCUCCCCAUAUGUCUGGAUUCCUGACACCCUCCUCACCGAGGCCUUCCACCGCUUCCUCCGCACCUCCAGCGCCCUUCCCGCCCCGUCCUCGUGUCGCAGCGCUCCCCGCGCGUGCUCCGGCGUCCCUCCUGCACCAGCCCUUUGCUCCCGCCGCCAUGGUAGCAACGUCCCUGGUCCGCUCGAGGCGAAUCGACGGCUGGCGCGGAGGCGGAUGGGCGCGACGGUCGAGGCAUAUAGCGACGGGGGCGCACCGAUAGAGUGGGCGUGGGGCGGCGGGUUGGGUCUCGGUGGGUGGAAUGGACGGUCACUUGGGUUGGACGCGAGGGUGCCGACGAUGGGGGAGUUGAUGUGGGAGGCUCCAAAGACGAACGAAAGGGAACGGUAUAGAAGAGAGCCAGGCGAGGACGUGAGCCGUCAUGAUGCUGCGCACGCUGAUAGAGAUACAUCUAUGCCGCAAUGCAAUCGGUUAGAACCCUCCUCACCAUCCUUAAUUUCCGCUUUAUCUCGGGAAUGGCUUUCACCGACUCCACGUAGCCAAUGCUUUGAGGAGCUUGCCUCCUUAUCUGGCACUAUCCGACAACUGGACCGGAUACGGCAGUCCUAUACGACCACGGACUUAGACAACGACGCUUUCUCGCACUUGAUAUUCCAGUGCUUGAGCAGAGAACAACAGGCUGGUGCCGUGGCUUGGCAAAUUUUCAAUCCCGAUUUUCUCAAGGACGUGGAUAUUGUCGCGACCGUGGUGCAACGGACCGGCGUGGACGAGCGGUCGGCAUUUUUUCGCCUCGUCAUGGCUGGAGUGCGGCACCGGCAUCUCAAGUCCGCUAUCAAAGCGCAUGCCGGCAGAGAAUACGAAAUUCCAGCGCUGUUCGGUCGGAUUGAAGAGCUGUGGACUCGAGUGUGCUCACCCACCCCGAACGUUCCUGGCGACACCGAGUCACUUGAAAGCGCAUCCACGUUGCCACUCUGGACAUAUGACUCACUAACAUACAAGCCGAAGCCCUCCACGGACAGGGUUUCCGAACGGAUACCAUUAUGGAAGGACGUAGCACAGGCAAUUCUUAAGCGUCUACGACAACGAGAUGUCGCCCCCCAUGAGCUCGAGAACUGGCGAUCUCUCGUGAUUCGACUGCACCGAACCCUCUGGCUCGAUUCCGAGAUCGAUGAGACCUUUACCCCCGCCAUGACUGUAAUGGACUUGCUCCGGAAACUGCCAGGCAUGGGCAAGGGGUCAUCCGAUUCUGCAGGUCACUCGGCCUUCACGGAGCAAAACAUUGCACAAAUCCUUUUAGACCUACGGCCAUCGGUUGACACGGACUUCUGCACCUCAUUCAGCGACCAUCUACAUACGUCGGAUGGGCCGACGAAGACCAAGCAGGCCAUCGUGGACAAAUGGAUUGGCGUUCUCAAAAUUGCGGACAUGCAGUCACAGACUUUCUGUUCCAUCAACUGGAGUGCCGUCCUCUGUGUCGCCGCGCAACAUCUAGAUCCAUUGGACGUUGUGAUACAUCGGAACGGGAUAGAUGAUUCCACACUUUGCCGGAUUCUAAUCCAUCGAUGGGCAUCUUCGUGUGGUGUUUGUCUCAACCACGCUCAAGAACUGGAGGAUACGUUUCUCCGCUCCUGUCAAGCCGCCGCCGAGGAAGUAGGCUCGCCGCCUCACCUCCCUUACAGGUUACUUCUCCUGGCGGUGAAGAGUUGCGGGAUUAUUCAGGCACAUAUGAUGUCGGACGUUUUCACGCUUGUCCUGCGCACUCAGGGAACCUCGAUCUUCUUCCAGCUACUCGGCGACGUCAGACGUAGCGGUAUCGCGGUCCAUCACGAUCAGGUGGCAUCUGUCCUUAGCCGAGCGGGUUGGUAUGAAUCCAGCGGAAAGGCUGGCGUUUCCAUCUUGAAGUACUGGACGGAGUACUUAACCGCCAUGAUUCAAAACGGUUGCCAUAGUGACCAGGUUUUCAACAUCGUACGGUAUAGAAACUACAGUGUGGCUAGUCUUGCCCCACCUGGCGCUACUGGACUUGCUGAACACUUGGGUGCGACGAACAACUCAGGCCGUCCCUCAACGACCAACAAGAGUCAAGGAACCCAGAUUGCGCGUCAGGACUUCACCCCAGAGUAUGUGCAACUUAUGCACGACAUCGCAUGGCCGUUCGCCACCGUCAGCAAAUAUCCCUACCGAGUCCGACUCCGCAACGUCUUCUACUGCUGUCAAAUCCUCCAGCGCCGCAACAUCCCCAUCCAACCUUCCCUGGCCCGCGCCUUGAUCCACAUCGCGGUCCACGAGCAACUGGCACGUAUGCGCCCCGUCAGCCUCUCCAUGCAACGCUACAUCGCCGCCCUCAUCUCUAAUAUCGAAGGGGAGGCGCAGGCGGUGGAGUUCCUGGCCUCCCUCGCGCCGUACAGCGACAAGUUGGCACGGAUGCGGAAUUUUCUCGAGCGCAUGGAGAGCGGGCGGUUCCGGCGGCUUGUGGCGCAGGGCCGGCUCGAUGGGCUGCCCACGGAGUAUCUACAGUAUAUCCUGAAGAAACGUAUCCUAGGCGGCAAAAUGGAUACGUCGAGGAGGUGGAAUGAUCGGAGGGAUGGCGUGACUGUGGGGAAUCUUAGUCGGAAACGGUAUGGGAUACGGAUGCAUUUCCGCCGCAGUACUAUAUAG